UGCAAACUCGGCUUGUGCCUCUCUCCAGCCCUGUGGCCUCGCUGGGCAAUUUUUCUAAUCUCUUUGGAGCCAAUCUUCAUGUUGAAAAACGACAGGUCCCAUCUUCAGAUUGACACCUGUCCCAGUGCUGCCAUUCUGUCAAGGCUCCUCCUUGGAGUGUUUGUAAGUCAUUUUUACUGUGAAGUAACCCAGCCACCGGCCUCAGGGGAACCUCCAAGCCUAAUUCUAGAGGAGACUAACUCGGUGACCAAAAGCCAGCCCCUCUUCGAGUGGAACUCUUGCGUGUUGACCGGCCACUCUCCUGUGCUCUGGAUGAUGUCUGAACACGACCUGGCGGAUGUGGUUCAGAUUGCAGUGGAAGACCUGAGCCCUGACCACCCAGGUACAGAGCUGUGGGACAUUGUUUUGGAGAAUCAUGUAGUGACAGAUGAAGACGAACCUGCUUUGAAACGCCAGCGACUAGAAAUCAAUUGCCAGGAUCCGUCUAUAAAGUCAUUCCUGUAUUCCAUCAACCAGACAAUCUGCUUGCGGCUGGAUAGCAUUGAAGCCAAGUUGCAGGCCCUGGAGGCCACUUGUAAAUCCUUAGAGGAAAAGCUGGAUCUGGUCACGAACAAGCAGCACAGCCCCAUCCAGGUUCCCAUGGUGGCCGGCUCCCCUCUUGGGGCAACCCAGACGUGCAACAAAGUGCGAUGCGUCGUCCCCCAGACUACAGUAAUACUCAACAAUGAUCGGCAGAACGCCAUUGUAGCCAAGAUGGAAGACCCCUUGAGCAACAGGGCACCGGAUUCCCUGGAAAAUGUCAUUAGCAACGCUGUGCCUGGGCGUCGGCAGAACACCAUUGUGGUGAAGGUGCCGGGCCAAGAAGACAGCCACCAUGAAGACGGGGAGAGCGGCUCGGAGGCCAGCGACUCGGUGUCCAGCUGCGGACAGGCGGGCAGCCAGAGCAUUGGGAGCAACGUCACCCUCAUCACCCUGAACUCAGAAGAGGAUUACCCCAAUGGCACCUGGCUGGGCGACGAGAACAACCCCGAGAUGCGGGUGCGCUGCGCCAUCAUCCCCUCCGACAUGCUGCACAUCAGCACCAACUGCCGCACAGCCGAGAAGAUGGCGCUCACGCUGCUGGACUACCUCUUUCACCGCGAGGUGCAGGCCGUGUCCAACCUCUCGGGGCAGGGCAAGCACGGGAAGAAGCAGCUGGACCCGCUCACCAUCUAUGGCAUCCGGUGUCACCUUUUCUAUAAAUUUGGCAUCACGGAAUCCGACUGGUACCGAAUCAAGCAGAGCAUUGACUCCAAGUGUCGCACGGCGUGGCGGCGCAAACAGCGGGGCCAGAGCCUGGCGGUCAAGAGUUUCUCGCGGAGAACGCCGAACUCAUCUUCCUACUGCCCCUCAGAGCCAAUGAUGAGCACCCCACCUCCCUCCAGCGAGCUGCCACAGCCACAGCCGCAGCCGCAGGCCCUGCACUACGCGCUGGCCAACGCUCAGCAGGUGCAGAUCCACCAGAUCGGAGAAGACGGGCAGGUGCAAGUAGGACACCUCCACAUCGCCCAGGUGCCGCAGGGGGAGCAAGUCCAGAUCACGCAGGACAGCGAGGGCAACCUCCAGAUCCAUCACGUGGGGCAGGAUGGUCAGCUUCUAGAGGCCACCCGCAUCCCCUGCCUCCUGGCCCCAUCCGUCUUCAAAGCCAGCAGUGGCCAGGUGCUGCAGGGUGCACAGCUGAUCGCCGUGGCCUCCUCGGACCCCGCGGCGGCGGGCGUGGAUGGAUCGCCGCUCCAGGGCAGCGACAUCCAGGUUCAGUACGUGCAGCUGGCGCCAGUGAGCGACCACACGGCCGGGGCGCAGGCCUCAGCUUGGGGCAGAGCCAGCGCCUUGGGCCAUCAUGACCCUGGCGUCCGCCGAAACAAGGUGCAGGUCUGCUGUGCUCUGCGGAUGGCCUGCUAG
Messenger RNA from Mandrillus leucophaeus (drill), 1941 nucleotides. It is a transcript of the gene BANP, whose product is annotated as BTG3 associated nuclear protein. Gene Ontology annotation, biological process: protein localization to nucleus; negative regulation of protein catabolic process. Gene Ontology annotation, molecular function: DNA binding. Bases 79 to 1941 code for a protein of 620 amino acids. NCBI's taxonomy places the organism in Eukaryota, Metazoa, Chordata, Mammalia, Primates, Cercopithecidae. The transcript has 14 exons. The record is from RefSeq and is a predicted model, not a curated record.